This is a messenger RNA of Megalobrama amblycephala (Wuchang bream), 2047 nucleotides long. Its product is annotated as CDKN2A interacting protein. The record is from RefSeq and is a predicted model, not a curated record. Bases 154 to 1092 code for a protein of 312 amino acids. Gene Ontology annotation, cellular component: nucleoplasm; nucleolus. Lineage: Eukaryota; Metazoa; Chordata; Actinopteri; Cypriniformes; Xenocyprididae. The transcript has 4 exons.
GCCAAAACACCCGUCGCAUGUUGAUGACGCAGAUCUCGAUCGCGACAGGGGAAGUGUUCAGCCAGCUGCACUACUAUUACAUUUAACAUAACAGUUUUACUACAUACAGCUGAUGAGGACUCAAACUCAUCUGCGGAGAAUAUAUUUAGAGUGAUGGCGGAGGGGAGAGGAGCAGAUAUCGUCUCUGAGUUCCUCAGUCAGAAUCCACACCUGGUGAACUGGGUGGAAUCUUUAAGAGGACUCUGUGAGACAAAUAAACAAUGGCAUGCUAGGAGAGAGUUUGUCCUGCGCAAUAUGGAGGCCUUUCCUACAAUCCAACCUGGGACCCCAAGUCCUAGUUUAGACAGACUACUGUCUCUGUCUAUGGUUUGGGCCAACCACGUGUUUUUGGGCUGUCGAUAUCCACAGCCUGUUAUGGACAAAGUAAAUGAGAUGGCAGAAGGAAUCACUGUGAUUGAGGCCCCUGAGCGAAAGACUAGAGAUGAAAUCAUGGGAAAAACAAAAAGACCUGCAGUUUCAGCACUGGAUGCUGAUUACCAGGGUAAGAAAGCUAAACCUAAUGAUACAGAUGUUAAAGCUCAUGCGAAGAGUGUUGGGCGUCCAGCUGCCAGUGCUCUGAAAUCAGGCCCUCCUCCAGGGGCUCCCGCAGAACACCAGCCCUUUUUUAAUCGACUCUACAAGGCAGUUGCUUGGAAGCUUGUGUCUGCUGGCGGCUUUGGCCCCAACCUGGAACACUUCGAAAUCUUGCGCAGUUGUGUGGAGUCAUGCAAGGCCAGUCUAAGCUGUGUGUUCGUACCUCUCAAAGACAUUCCUGACCUGCCUGUGGUACGUACCCAAAAAGAAGGCCAGGUGUGUGAACUGCGCUGCCACAAUGUCUACAUUGGUACGGGCUACGGGCGUGAUGAUUGCGCCGCCAGGGCAAUGGCCUCUAAAGAAGCACUCAAAGUUUUUCAAGGGCAUAAAGUGACAGUGAAAGUUUGCCGCCGCAGGUUCCGAGGACGAGACGUCGACGAUUUGGUUCUGCUGGAUGAACAGUCCAGGAGCCAGGUUUUCCCUCCAGCUCUCAGCUAUCCUUUUCAGGAAGAUCAGUAAAGCUCCAUUCUGCCACAGUGAUAUAAAAGAUAUAAAGCCGUGAAGACGUUCCAAAGAUUUUCAUUUGUUCGGUUUUCAGUUAUGGUCAUUCAGAAGGACCGGUAGGUUUAUUUAGUUGUUUGUAAAAGGUAUCUAAAAAAACAAGUGCCAGUCAUUUUUGUGGCUUGUAUAAGGCUAACUCUGUUGCUUUAGAGUCUUGUUUAUGGUUUGUGGUUGUGAAGUUGAGAUGAUUUAGAUUUUCAUGUUUUUUGAGCAUCCAUAAAAUGACCUAUGAAAUAUGUUGGCAGUUUAAAAAGCUGCUAUUUUAAUUAGUAAAAAUGUCAACUUUUGUUUUAUUUAUUUCUGAAACAUUACAUUGAGAAUAUACAGUCCGCAGUUGACAGUGAUUGGAUUUGUCCAUGUCCAAUAUUCAAAAGAAUAAUAUUAAAAUAAAAGAAUAAAUCCUGAAUUAAUUCAUGAAUGUUAACAAUAUGUGUAAAUUUGAACAAUUAAUGGUUAAACUGAUUUAAGAUCGUUAACACAAUAAUAAAAAUAUAUAUCUAGAUAUCUAGAUUUCAUGACACUAUACUUUCCCCCUGCUUCACAUGUAUAUUGGACAAUUUUUAUUUAUUAAACAUUUUAACCACUUUCUUGGUCAUACACUGUGACAAAGUAUGGUAACGUUGUUGCUGUUGUUGUGGACCUUUGGGCAGAUUUUUUGAAUGUCAAAUAAAAACCGCCUUGUUGAAUGUUGAAGGCUUGUUGAAGCAGAGUUAUCAAAGUGUAAGUGUUUGGUUUAAUGUAUCUCAGUCUUAUAAACUGCUAAGUUUACUUGAGGUUUAACUGGUGUCCAGUGUUCAUACUGGGGUUCAUAUGUUCCUUCUAUCCCUCUGUUUUCUGUUUUGUAGUGACAUUUUAAAAAUAAAAAUUCUUAGUGCUCACUAUUUUCUCAAAAUAAAAUUCAUUAUGGCUCCAA